CCGCGAACACAGUUGUUCCCCAUCAAUCAUACACUGCAACAGAUUAUGGCGGUUGCAGAGGAGAUGAAACGAAAGUUCACGGCGAGUUUCCUUAAAGGAGAAGACUAUCCUAAGGAAGGAGAUUCGUCCGAACUUGCGAGGGCAAAGGCUGAGCUGGCCGCGCUGCAAAACAAGUUCAAGAAUAUAGGAUUUGUGUCCGGCCCAGUCACCUAUCCGGAACAGAUAGCCCCUAAACGACCAGCCUCGGGUGUAAUCACGAGUGUCCCUGUUCCUGCGAUGCCAACACUUGUAAUGACGGCACCCCCGCCACCGAUUGAGAACCCUGUAAGGUCAAAUGAGUCCAUUGCUAUUUUUGAACUGACCAAAACGUUAAUUAGCCUAAUCCAGGAAAGCAAAAAGGAACAGCGAGAGCAUAACGCUCGGCUAGAAGCUACGAUGAGGAACAUGCGGCCCAUCACAGUACGUGCCGCUCCAAUCCAACAAGGACUAGCCCCGACACCUGCUCUCGGAGAGGCCGCAAGCAAUCUGAAUGUUUGCUAUGCAUGUCAUCAACCAGGGCAUCUAGCCCGUGAUUGUCCCCACCGGCCCCCGCAACAACGGGUCGGGGUCGCACCAAUGGCAGCAGGCCCCAUCACUAACGGACCUGGACGAGUAGGAGCCCUGAUGGAGGAAAUGGAAGGUGGAGGAAGUGCGUUAGCUACCACGGAAGAGGUUGCUGAGCUCAUCCCGUUGGACCAAUAUGUGUCGCUUGGUUAUCCGGGGAUUGAGAUGAUUGGAACGAUCAGAUCGGCGCCGGAACAGAAAGAAGUGGCGGAGUGGCGACCUUCUUCAGGAGAGAUGGAGUCGGGAGGACCCACCUUCGUCACUGGGGAAAUCGAUGCUAAAAGCCCCACGCAAGACGAAAAUGCAGCUGGCACUUCGGAUCCGAUACGGGUAGGCUUAAUCCAGAAAGACGAUCAUUUCUUGCGGAUUAAACCCAUCCCUUGGAAAUCUGCGGAAUGCGACAUUGAAAUAUGGGGAAUUCCGUAUAAUGCAAUCAUUGAUUCGGGAGCUGCUGUUUUGGCUAUUUCGCUGCGAGUAGUUGAGAGGGCGGGUAGGAAAAACGAUCUAAUCAUGCUUGCAGAAAAGGAUCAACUCGUUUCGGCAGACGAAGAAAAGAUUAAGACAGUGGGAAGAAUGACCAACGUCGCUUUUCGACUAGGAAAGGUGCAUGCGCUAGGAGAUGUCGUGGUAUUAGAUGUAAACACCUACGACGUCCUUUUCGGCCCUCCCGCUCUUGUGGCAUUACGAGCAAACUUGGAUUUUGAGCGAUGGUCAAUCAUCCUCCGGAAUACGGGAGGAAAACCCUAUGUUGUACCUAUGAGGUUGACUCUUCGUACUACCAUCAACGCAGUCCCGCGAGUUUCUCCGAUGAUGGCGGGAACUCUUCACAUGAUCACCUGGGAAAACUCCGCAGACGAUGAGCCAUCAUCGAAGGAUGCAGAUAGCAGUGACGAAAAUGAUCCGGAAAUUCUGGAACUAGCACGACAGCGUAUUUAUUACCCGCCACCCAGAACGAUCACAAGAAUGAUGGAUCUAACCAGUCGGAAUAUACAAAGGACCAAAGCGAUGAUUUUGGGUGAACUCCUCGUACAGAUUCCGAGGAUGGUAGAUUCUUUGGAACCCCCUAGAACCCUGUACAAAGGAAUCUCCCCUCUCCUCGCCCGAUAUAAUGACAAAAAGCACUACUGUGAUAUCACAGAUCUCCCGAAGUCCCUGUUGACACCUGCAAAAGAAGUACGACUGCUACGUCUGGAAGCCGAUGCCAGUUCUUUGGAACCCCCUGAGCAUUUCGAGGUUGAAUCAGAUGAGCUCAGAAUUAAGAUCGCGACUAAAACCGUACCAUGGCAAGAUAUCUGCGAUGGAAUCACCCCGGAAGGACACGUGGCCAUCCGGGAGAAAGACGCCCAAAUGAUGGCCACGGUGUUCUCCUGGCGAUCGGACCAUUCGUUUAUCUAUGCGCCACCACCCGAUAUGGCAAAACAAGCGCACACAAACAAGUUUGAUAUUCGGCAUGGCUUCCAUCACAUUCUGGUUAAGGAGGAACAUCGGCCAAAGACGGCCUUCGUAUUGUUUGAAGGCACGUGGCAGUGGGUUCGAUGUCCAAUGGGAAUUUGUAACGCGCCUACCACGUUUCAACGAGCAAUGAACGUGACGUUCCAGAACUUUGUCAACAAGACAAGGCUGACUCAGGGAAUGAUCAACUUUUGUGUGAUCGUGUAUAUGGAUGAUAUCCUUGUCUACUCGAAGACCUAUCACGGACAUGAGCAACACAUCGAAUGGACGUUGGGAACGCUAAGGGAUGCUGGGUUCAAGAUUGCACUUGAGAAGAGCGAAUUUUUCCUUCCGGAAAUUUCGUCCUUAGGGGACGAAGACCAUCGCAAGUGGAGCGAGUACUUGGAGUGGCUGAUUAUCCAGGCCUGGAGAACGGACGUGGAAGGCGAUCUUCUCGGAUUCCUGUUCGGAUCGGUGCGGCCCAGUCAUCGCCAACCGAUCGUCCUGGAGCUUACGGUCCCACUCGCACAGCUAGCCGACGAUCUUCUCCUGGAGAUCGUCUCGCAAAGUGACGAGAGCCCGGUCCCGCACGUUCUCACGUGGACCUUGGCGCCGUAUCUUCAGUGGUCAGCGUGCCUGGAGGAGCUGGGAAACGACCACAACCCGCCAUCACAGCGGGAUUAUCUGAGCCCACAGGAGAUCAUCGAUCCUGCCUACUUCCGGGAUCGAACGACCACCGAGGACGAGGCGAUAGCAGCAGAAGAAGAAGAAGCAGAAGAAGAAGAAGCAGAAGAAGAAGAAGAGGAGGAGGGAGACGACGAGGAAGAAACUCCCGAAGAGGGGAGUUACAUCGAGCACAGCGAAGGGGAGCAAAGUGAGGAGGAAGAAGAAGAACAACAAGACGACGAAGAGGAGGAGCUAGAGUUGGAGGAGUCGGAGUGGGAGAUCUCAGCGGAGGAAGGAGAGCAAGCGGGCGCACAGGCGGAAAACCCUGAGGAGGCACGCAAGAGAGAAGAAAUUGCGGCCGAAAAACGACAGCUGGAAUUCGCCAGCGGAGCCAAUCAACAGGUCGCCGACGAUCCGGCCCGAGAUCCAGAGCCGCCCAAGCCCGAGGAUGGGGACCCAGCUGCUGAGACUUCGGCCGCACCGGCAAGGCGGCGACGAAGCCGAUCCCCCUCCCCCUCCGCCACCGACCGUCCACCAGUUCGAGCCCGUAUUGAUGUGGGGCAUCUGGCUUCGUCCCCGGUAGUUAUCCCGCCGUCCCCUUGACCAUCUCACCCUCCGUCAAGCUACUACCCACGUUGUCUUCCCCCGCAAUCCCUUCCCCUUCGACACCUUCCGCUUCUUCUAUGCCACCCGUCU
This is a messenger RNA of Chara braunii, 3396 nucleotides long. The record is from the annotation of a GenBank genome assembly. Lineage: Eukaryota; Viridiplantae; Streptophyta; Charophyceae; Charales; Characeae.